Messenger RNA from Anarrhichthys ocellatus (wolf-eel), 2645 nucleotides. Its product is annotated as cellular tumor antigen p53-like. Gene Ontology annotation, molecular function: RNA polymerase II cis-regulatory region sequence-specific DNA binding; DNA-binding transcription factor activity, RNA polymerase II-specific. Gene Ontology annotation, biological process: apoptotic process; regulation of transcription by RNA polymerase II; protein tetramerization. Gene Ontology annotation, cellular component: nucleus. The transcript is spliced from 10 exons. Lineage: Eukaryota; Metazoa; Chordata; Actinopteri; Perciformes; Anarhichadidae. The coding region runs from base 182 to 1318 and encodes 378 amino acids. The record is from RefSeq and is a predicted model, not a curated record.
CCCGACAACAACGUGCUCCGCUUAAACUCAAAAUAUUUUGGACUUUUUUCGGCUGUUUCGGCUCGCCUCCUCUACUCCCAACUGUGACUCACCUUUCUCGGACAGCGGUAGCGGGACACACAAGCACUCCGGAAAUUUGGCUCUUCCUAAUUCUUUCUCAACCGGAAAAGGAGGGGAAAUAAUGAUGGAAGAGCAAGGUUUUGAAGGUUUGUCUUUGAGCCAGGCCCUGCCGCUCAGCCAGGACGACUCAUUCAAAGAGUUUUGGAGGGGAUUAAAACCCUGUAUCUCCACCAUUCAAACGGUGACUGACGCGCCUCAGGAAACAUGGACAGCUGGGAACAUGUAUGACUCAAUCUCUCAAGUGCUGAAUGAGGGCUUUGAUGAGAAUCUGUUUGAGCUGUCAAUGGAGAUGCCUACGACAGACAGUGUUACUCCCCCUUCCUCCACCGUCCCGGUUACAACCGACUACCCGGGGGAAUAUGGCUUCCAGCUUCGCUUCCAGAAGUCUGGCACUGCCAAGUCCGUCACCUCCACCUAUUCAGAGAGUCUCAACAAGUUGUAUUGCCAGCUGGCAAAGACCAGCCCGGUUGAAGUGCUCGUGAGCAAGGAGCUUCUUUUGGGUGCCGUUUUCAGGGCCACUGCAGUUUAUAAGAAGACCGAACAUGUGGCCGAAGUGGUCCGCAGAUGUCCCCAUCACCAGAAUGAGGACGCUGCAGAGCAUCGCAGCCAUCUGAUCAGAGUGGAGGGCAGCCAGAGAGCUCAGUAUUUUGAAGAUCCGCACACAAAGAGGCAGAGUGUGACUGUCCCCUACGAGCCCCCACAGUUGGGCUCAGAGAUAACGACCAUCCUGCUGAGCUUCAUGUGCAACAGUUCCUGCAUGGGGGGCAUGAACCGCAGACCCAUCCUCACCAUCCUGACCCUCGAGACUCCAGAGGGACUUGUUUUAGGCCGGAGGUGCUUCGAGGUGCGUGUCUGUGCUUGUCCAGGCAGGGACCGCAAAUCUGAGGAGGAAAGUAAAGCCAAGAUGCAGAGCGGCACCAAACAAACUAAAAAACGCAAGAGCGGCCCUCCGGCUCCUGACACCACUUCCAAAAAGUCCAAGUUGGCCUCCAGUGCCGAGGAGGAGGAUAAGGAUGUCUAUGUUCUGCAUGUUCGGGGUCGCGAGCGUUAUGAGAUGUUUAAGAAACUCAACGAUGGUCAGGAGUUGCUGGACAAAGAAAACAAAACCAAGACCAAGGUGUCUGUGAAGCACGAGCUGGCUGUGCCGUCCAGCGGAAAGAGACUCCUGCAGAGAGGAGAGCGGAGCGACAGCGACUAAGAGGCUCGUCGUCUUCAUCAUGGGAACAAAAUGUCCUCGCUUCCUCCUUCCACGUCAUCGGGUUUAUUUCAAGCUUUUACUUUAAAAUCACCUCUUGUAUGAGUACUCCAGAAAACUUGAUUCAAUAACUAUGCUGCCUGAUUGUUUACUGUACCAAGUGCUGGACAGUGUCUCGCUGUUUUUUUUUUUUGACGUUUGCCAAUGAAUAAAGGUUGACUAGAUAACGCAGAGGAGAGCAGUUCAUACUGUAAGCAGGUCUGCGUCGUCCUCAAUGCCCUCAUUGCAUUUAGAGGUGUCCUGUGAAACGCUGCGACAUCUUAAACUUUGAAUCAGGAGUGUAUUUCAUCAGUGUUGAUCUUGGCAGGGAUUAGAUUUUACAUCAGUCAUGUUACUCAUAAUGCAUUAUUUCGAUUAUGUCGAGUAAAACUGAAGAGAUGUUUCUUGGUUUUUCAUCGACUUUUGUUUUUAUAUUUGUCAAAAAUAGUAAUUAUGAUUUUGAGAAGCAGCUUGGUAAAAUUAACAGAUGUGUGGUUGCAAAAGGUCAUAAUAAUAAUAAUAAUAAUAAUAACACGAGUCACUGCCAGUCGUUUAAAGUCACACUACCUCCAUUAAUGUUGCGGUGUUACUGUACCAGUAGAUCCUGCCACACUCUCCUGUAGGCUGUCAACCGGACCAAAUGUUUCUGAGUAGAUGUCCAACAAUGAAAGUCAGAAAUGGGAACAAAUUGUGUGUUUUUUGGGGAAAUGAACAGCAGAUUUGGUAGAUUAUGGGGCUGGCUGGAUCACCCCAAAAGUUAAUCAGCUUUUAGUAUUUGUAACUUUUUCAUACAGCGCAGAACAGAAGUUGAUACCGGUGGGAAAAAAAGAGCAAUUUUGACAGAAAUACAGGAAAAUGUGGACAGUAAAUUUGCAACGGAACACAUACGGACAUAACAUAGCAAGAGAAUCACCGUAAAAGGAUUUAUAAGGUGCAAACCACUCUGUUUAGAUACCAAAACUAUUUCCCGUUUACACUAAUGUGAUUGACAUUUUGUCAUUUCUGCUGACCAUGCAAUUUUUUUACUUAUUCAGCACUUCAGUUUGGUGUGACCAAUCACUGCCAGUCAAUUGAACCACUUUUUCUUUUACACUGCCAAAAAAAAGAAGUAUAUUUUAUGUUUUUUCUCUGUUUUAUUUCUGUUUCUUAAUGGAUUAUUUUGGGAACUUUAGUUUUGUAGAAGAGGUUUUUCUUUCUAUAUUUUUCAUUGUUAUUGUUUUUCACUUUUUUUUGUACUAAUUUGCAUUUUGUUACUAAAGCUUUAAGCAAAAAAUAAAUUCAUAAAGUCAAA